Molecule: messenger RNA, 1227 nt
Organism: Drosophila innubila
Lineage: Eukaryota; Metazoa; Arthropoda; Insecta; Diptera; Drosophilidae
Gene: Gr2a
Product: putative gustatory receptor 2a
Exons: 4
Coding region: 1-1227 (408 amino acids)
Biological process (GO): sensory perception of taste
Cellular component (GO): neuronal cell body; axon; membrane
Source: RefSeq, a predicted model, not a curated record
AUGGACAUUUUGGAUGCGGUGGCGCCACUGUUGCGUGUCUCACAGUUCUGCAACCUGUGGCAAUGGCGCCUGGACUCUGGCACAAGGCCACUGCAACGUUCCCGCUGGCUGGAGCUGUACAGUCUAACGGUUCUCUGCGUGUCCGUUGGCUACCUGUUGUACGGACUGUUUGACGAGAGUCGCACCACCGUCGACAGUGACAAUGAGACGAGCAACAUUGGCCACACGGUCGACUCCAUUCAGCUGGUGGGUAUUCGUGUGGCACACAUCAUAUCGCUGCUGGAGGCACUGUGGCAGCGGGAGGCACAGAGUCGAUUCUUUGCCCAACUGCGUGAGAUUGAUCGGGACUUUGCCAGCAUGUUGCACGUUCAGGUCGACAAUGACAAACUUCGGCGUCAAUUGUCGCGACAGGGCAUGUGGAUGUUGGCUGGUUAUGCAUUCAGUCAAGGAUUCAUCAUUGUUGCCAAGAUGAUCUCGCCUGAUAAUAAUUUCCCCAUCUAUUGGGUUUGCUAUCUGUUGCCGCUGCUCGUCUGUGGUCUGAGAUAUUUUCAGAUCUACACGGCUGUCUCAAUUCUUCACCAGCGUCUGGAGAUGCUCCUCAAUCUGCUGGAGUCACUGCAACUCAGAGAGUCGGAGCUACAGAAGCCCUAUGCCUGCAUGUGCAUCAAGGAGGCGCUACAAAUGCAAGUGGCAGCUGCUGCCUGCAUGCAACGUCUGAUCACCGCCAGGGUUCUCUAUCAACGCCUCUGGCUGUUGGUUGGCCUACUGAAUCGUUGCUAUGGUCUCUCUAUGCUCAUCAAUCUUGGCAACGACUUUCUGGCCAUUACCUCCAAUUGUUACUGGAUCUUCUUGAACUUUCGGCAAUUCGCCGCGUCUCCCUAUGAUUUCCUGCAGAUCUUGGGCAGCACCUUGUGGACUACCCCUCAUCUGGGCAAUGUUCUGGCCUUGGCAUUAUUGUGUGAACGUGCUGCCUACUUUACAACGCGCUUAGCUUUAAGUCUCCAUCACAUCCGUGUGGAUCUGCAGAAUGACAGUCAUAACGCUUUAAUCACACAGUUCUCCCUGCAGCUUCUUCAUCAACGUCUUUGCUUCAGUGCCGCCGGAUUCUUCAACGUUGACUGUACGCUGCUCUACACGAUUGUUGGAGCCACCACAACGUAUCUGAUCAUUUUAAUACAGUUUCAUAUGAGCGAGAUCAGCUUUAGCAUCGCCUCUGCCGGCGAAUAA